AUGUCUUCAGCAUCACUUGAGGACCUCCCUACGGAGGUCCGUUUGGACAUUUGCCAGUACCUAGACGUCAAGAGCGUCUUCAACCUUACCCAGGUCAACCGGUCAUUCAAUAUUAUGAUCAAGUCCAACAGAGCCGGGAUUCUCCUGCCGAUUCUUCAACGGGAUUUCAGCCCAUUGGACGAGCUUGUCCAAGUUCUCACCGCCUCCGAAGAAGACCUUGAGGUCCGCGGACACACUUAUCAGCCUCGUCGCGUCAUUUUCCAGCGCCGCCAGAGUCAUUGUAGGACCAUACUCGCACACGGUGGCUUUCAACAUGCCGACAAGCCCGAACAGGAUUCAAACGGUUUCCAACGAAUCGGUAAGAAGGCAGCGAGGCCCAACACUGGCCAUCAUGCACCUUUGCAGACGGUUGUCCUUCAUGCAGGAGACCUCGAUCGUCUUCUACAAUACUGUCUAGUUGUGCGACAGUGGGAGGAAAUUUUCCCACAUUUGCGCUGGAUCAAACAGCCAGCCUACUGUCGCUUCCUGGAUGACCACGAGCAGCACAAGUUCCGGCGGGCAUUGUAUCGCUGGUGGCUGUACACGUUCUACUUCCACGGCGAUUUUCGACGGCCUCGUGAUGCGCAGCCAUCGGCCUUCGUUGAUGACAUCCGUGUUUGCCAGAUGAGGAUGUAUUCGACUGCGGAGUUGCUUGAAUUGUUGGAUCUACUCACGGCUGUGUUCCACCUAGUUCAGCAUUAUAUCUGCCCGAAGCUUGAGCAGAAUCUUGUUGAGGGCUACGGGACGAGUCAAGUCUCUGAUGCUGAAGUGCGAUGGAACGACCCAAGCCGGCUUGGCAGGAUCAUUCGAACUUACGCCAAGCUUGAUCCGAAAGAGCUUGUGCUUUACUUCGAGUCCAUUUACAGUUAUUCUAAGAAGCGACUCAUCUCGGAUGUUCAUCUUCGGCAUCCGGGGUUCGUUGAUGACCAAGAGUCUCUCCAAGCUUCCAUCCGGGCUGUAUUGGAAGAGAGGAGCUGGCUCGAGAAACUGCCCGUCCCAACUGACACGGUCGGUGGUAUUGUCGACUUUGAAGACGAGCGAGACGACGAGGUUGAACGCCUUAGGUCGGAUAGUAGUGCGGAUGGAUCUCUUCCAGAGCCUGCAACGUACAUCAGGUCUUACUCGACAUUUAAUCCUCGCGGAGACGAUGGAAGUGGUAAUGACGCUUGGUCGUAUCCUACGCAGUCUGGCCCAAGCAACCGGCUUGCGCUCGCAGAGGGCGUACAUUGA
Molecule: messenger RNA, 1269 nt
Organism: Scedosporium apiospermum
Lineage: Eukaryota; Fungi; Ascomycota; Sordariomycetes; Microascales; Microascaceae
Product: F-box domain protein
Exons: 2
Coding region: 1-1269 (422 amino acids)
Molecular function (GO): protein binding
Source: RefSeq, a predicted model, not a curated record